Molecule: messenger RNA, 1828 nt
Organism: Rhododendron vialii
Lineage: Eukaryota; Viridiplantae; Streptophyta; Magnoliopsida; Ericales; Ericaceae
Product: NAD-dependent protein deacetylase SRT1-like
Exons: 14
Coding region: 124-1536 (470 amino acids)
Molecular function (GO): NAD+ binding
Source: RefSeq, a predicted model, not a curated record
UGUUUGGUUAUUGUCUCCUUUUAAAACCCAAAUGUGCUUCUCUCUCCUCUCUCUGUGACUGUGAAAAAGUUCCAGCGAGGGGUGGUUAAGUGGAAUUCUUCGAAGAGAAUCCAACGUAUACGUAUGUCUCUGGGUUACGCGGAGAAGCUCUCUUACAGAGAGGAUGUGGGCACCGUUGGAAUGUCCGAGAUUUUCGACCCACCCGACGCUUUGCAGCAAAAAAUUGAGCAGCUUGCAAUGAUGAUACAUAAGAGUAAGCAUCUAGUAGUAUUUACAGGUGCAGGAAUAUCAACUUCCUGUGGGAUACCUGAUUUCCGAGGUCCCAAAGGCAUAUGGACACUUCAGCGUGAAGGCAAAGGUGUGCCAGAAGCUUCCUUACCUUUUGAUCGUGCAAUGCCUAGUAUUACACAUGUGGCUUUGGUUGAACUUGAGAAAGCUGGUAUCUUGAAAUUCGUUAUUAGCCAGAAUGUGGACAGCCUCCAUCUGCGAUCUGGAAUACCAAGAGAGAAACUAGCAGAAUUGCAUGGGAAUUCGUUCAUGGAAAUUUGCCCCAAAUGUAGAGCAGAGUAUUUGCGAGAUUUUGAGGUGGAGACAAUUGGGUUGAAGGAGACAUCCCGGCGCUGUUCUGAUGUGAAUUGUGGGGCGAAACUGAAGGAUACGGUUCUCGAUUGGGAGGAUGCGUUGCCCCCAAAAGAAAUGAAUGCAGCUGAGAGACAUUGUCGAAUGGCUGAUAUAGUGUUGUGCUUGGGAACAAGUUUGCAGAUCACUCCAGCUUGCAACCUCCCUUUAAAAUGUCUCCGCCUGGGGGGAAAGAUUGUCAUUGUCAACCUUCAGCAAACUCCAAAAGACAAUAAAGCAAGUUUGGUGAUUCGUGGGCUCGUUGACAAGGUAAUUGCAGGGGUGAUGCACUAUCUUAAUUUGCGAAUUCCUCCGCAUGUUCGGGUGGAUCUCUUUGAAAUAAUUUUUACUCAAUUUCACCGCACUUCAGAGAAAAAGUAUGCCAAAUGGACCCUUAAAGUGGGUAGUGUACAUGGGGAAAGAGCUCAAGUGCCAUUCAUUAAAUCAAUAGAGGUCUCUUUCCCAGGGAGGCCAAAAUUGAAAGAAGCUGUGUUACAUCAGCAACCAUUUGUGCUGAAAAGGGAAUCACUUAAAACUAGCCCAUUGAAAGUAUUCUUGAAGCUUAAUUUCAGUGAUGGUUGUGGGUGUCAGUGCACCAACAUUGAGGUCCCAAUUAACUUCCGAGCAUCAUUGGACAAUUUUAACCAAGACAAGAAUACUGUGACUCGGAAACUCAGGGACACAGCAAUUCAAGAUCAACGCUGUGGGCAGUUUUUGGUAGUUGAGAAAAGAAUUCAAUCCAAUCCGAAAAGGGAAAUGACCAUAUAUGCUGUAGCUACAAACAUGGUCUGUUACGAUGGUUCCCUGUCAAGCUCUCAUUUCUCUGAAGCCCGUCCUGAAAGCAAAUACAACUUGUUGAAAAUGCAAGAUGAUAUGAUUGCCACUGAAGUGCCUGUGAAGAAACAGAAAAUCCAUUAACUUCAUUUUUGCUCUUUCUGGAUGCUGAUUUUUGUGACCACUAUCACUUGUCAGGAUUUAGGGAUGACUUACCAUGUUGAUGAUAUAGAUAUAGAUAUAGAUAUAGAUAUAGAUAUAGAUAUAGAUAUAGAAAGUGGAUGCUAACAGUUCGGGUUCUCAACCGCCACAAAUAUGAAGGGGGAGGGAAGAUGCAUGUCACUUCUCCUUUCUUGUAAAUUUGUGUAUAGUUUUGGUUAACACUAUUCAUGAAAAAAAUGGUUUUUCAAGAUGAAGGCCUAAGAGCUUUUGGAUA